Messenger RNA from Tetrahymena thermophila SB210, 867 nucleotides. RefSeq names its product DnaJ domain protein. NCBI's taxonomy places the organism in Eukaryota, Ciliophora, Oligohymenophorea, Hymenostomatida, Tetrahymenidae. The transcript has a single exon. The record is from RefSeq and is a predicted model, not a curated record. Gene Ontology annotation, cellular component: nucleus.
AUGUCUACAACUCCUAGCACUUAAGCUCAAUCUCCUGCGACUCCUGCUAGUAGCAGUGGUAUUAGUACUCCAGCUACUGAUUCGUCUAAAUAGACAACUGAAAGCGCAUUGAAUUCAUUUAAAAUGGAAAUGCAAAAAGUUUUAACAAAAAAUAUUAAAAAAAAGAAAAUUGAAGUUAAUGAAUAGCUAGAUAGACUUCUUAAUGAGCGCUUUUAAAACCCUUUCGAUGUUUUAAUGUUAGAUAUGGAGGCCACUGAUGAAGAAAUAAAAAAUUAACAUAGAUAAUUUGCAGUAAAAUUGCAUCCUGAUAGAUGUUCAGAUCCAAGAGCAAAAGAUGCAUUCUUUAUUGUAGAUAAAGCUUAUAAAACUCUUUGUGAUCCUGAAAAGAGAAAAAUUUAUACUCGUAUUAUGAAGGAAGCCAAAGAAAGAACUGUUUUUGAAAGAGAAAAAGAAAAUAAAAAGCGUCUUAAAAGUGGAUUAUCUGAAUUACCAGAAGAUACUUUUGAAGGAAUGUAUAGAGAAAACUUGAAAAAAAUAUUUGAUGAAAUAGAAGAGAGAAAAAUUCACCAUGCAAAAUUGUAAGCUUCGUAAAUCAUAGCAAAAUAAGAGGAAAUAGAAGCUAAAAAAAUGAUGGAGCAAUAUAGAGUUUUAAAUGAAGAAGAAUGGGAAGCUACUAGAGAAACAAGAGUAUCCAAUUGGAGAAACUUUUCUUCCAAAAAAGCAGUAAUUGGAUCUAAAAAAAGUGAUAAAAGUAUUAAACCUCCUCCUACUAAGAUGGAAGAAAGACCUGCUUCAGCUGCUAAAAUAGAUCCUACAUCAGGAAAACCUAUAGGAAUAAAUGAAGAUUAUAAAAAGAAUUGGAGGUGA